This is a messenger RNA of Galendromus occidentalis (western predatory mite), 2586 nucleotides long. Its product is annotated as exostosin-like 3. The record is from RefSeq and is a predicted model, not a curated record. The transcript is spliced from 12 exons. Gene Ontology annotation, molecular function: glycosyltransferase activity. The coding region runs from base 1 to 2586 and encodes 861 amino acids. Gene Ontology annotation, cellular component: membrane. Lineage: Eukaryota; Metazoa; Arthropoda; Arachnida; Mesostigmata; Phytoseiidae.
AUGAGACUGUAUACGCAUACCACGCGCUGCUACCGCGUCGCGGCCGCGGUAGGCGUGCUGACGAUAUGUGGGGUUCUCCUCCCGCUCCUCGUCAUGUCAUAUCUGGAUAGGAAAACUUUCCCGCCGGCGAAACCUCAGGAGUUGACCACUCUGUCGGAAAACGAGAGGAUACGCCUGUCAGUCCGCGGAGAGAAGAUGGAUCUAGAGAAAAAGAGAACGAAUAUAAAAUUAGAGAUGGAGAAUCUCCAGCUCGAGGGAGAGACUGCGAAAGAAAACAUCACGCGCAAGCGAAGUGAUCUCCAGCGCUUGACCGAGAUGAUGUCUACGCAGAAGAGGCUCCGUCGAAUUGCUGAAGAAGCUCCGGAGGGAAUGCUCAGCGAGCCGCUGGGGCUCCCAGAUCUUGGAGAAGAGCGGAGUCAACAUGUGAACCAUGGAAAGUUCAGACCUUGCACCUACGACGAAUGUUUCGAUUAUUCGAGGUGUUCAUUGAGGAAGCAUUUUCGCGCUUUCUUCUAUUCCCUGGAAGAGGAUCAACUAGUCGGUGUACCGCGGAUGACAAUCAGCGAGCUCUCCCGUGCCAUACGUUCGAAUAGGCAUUCUACUCCUAACGCCGACGAGGCCUGUAUAUUUGUUGUGUUCGUGUCGGCAAAACUCAAAGCUCCGAAUCUGCCCGCCUUGAAAUACUGGAACGGGGAUGGAGCCAAUCAUCUUGUCGUUGUUGUGGACAACUGUACAAGAUCGAAUUGCGAUCACCGAAUUCCUUCGGUAGAGAGCAGAGCGAUCUACGCUAGGCAGAUCUUCCCUGCUGAGCAGUUUCGCGACGAUUUUGACAUCGUGCUCCCGCCACUGCAAUGGAAGAGCGAUCCACUCUCAUACAUGCUCCCUGUUCGUCGUCAGAAUACAUUGACAUUCUCCGGGACAUACGUUCGAUCCGAAAACGAAGAGGCAGCCGGAAUGAGACUCACCUCCAGAUACAUCUACGAAGAGAUUCUUAAAAAUGCCCAGUAUGCUACACAGUCGCGAGAGUUCUGCUCGAGUCGAAGCCUCGGGAGAGUCCAAGAACUCCGCGGUGCUUGGGUGGAUUGCGAGGAUAGUCGAACAGAGCCGCUUUCAGAGUCUAUUUUCGCUCUAAUGAUCGCUCCGGAUGAGGACUGCUUUGUAAGCACGGAUAUUCUCAGUAGCCGACUCAUCAGGGCGAUUUGGCACGGUGCCAUACCCGUAAUUCUAGGAGAUUCCGUGCGGCUCCCUUUUGACUCGCUGCUUCAGUGGAGGAAAGCCGUCAUCAUGGUAGCGAAAGCUCGGGUUCCCGAAAUUCCGCUAAUCCUGAGAACUUACAACGAUGAAGACAUCUUCGCGCUGAGGAGACAAGGACGGAGACUCGUGGAAACUUACUUCAAAACAGCCGAUCAAUUCAUUGAAACGCUCAUCAGUGCUGUGAGGUACAAGGUGAAGGUGCAAGCUUUCCCUGAAAGAAGUCAAAAAACAGAAAUCGUGCCCAACCUCGAUUUCGGGCCGAUGAAUCAGCAGCUUUCCUCAGAAACCGACGAAGCAUUGGGACCUCUGGAGACCCCGUACCCUUCCCUGGCUUUCCAAAGGAAUUUCUCCCUGACAUUGAACUACUGGAGAGAUCUCUUCAACGUCCAUUUCCACCCACAUAGCAUGUCCGCCUGGCGACCAACCGAUCCUGUCCUGCCGAGCGACGCCAAAUUCAGAGGCAGCAGUUUCGGCUUCAGACCCAUCGGGUUCGGUGCCGGAGGUUCCGGAAAAGAGUUCGCCGAGGCAUUGGGUGGCAACUAUCCCCGAGAGCAAUUCACCGCAGUCGUGCUCACCUAUGAUCGGCCUCAAGUUCUCAUAGAAGGCAUCUCGAAUUUUAAAGGCUUGCCAUAUCUCAGCAAAGUUCUCGUCGUUUGGAAUGGACCCGAUUCGCCAGGCCCUGAAACGCUGACCUGGCCGGAGAUCGGAGUGCCGAUUCAGGUCGUCAAAGCUCCGGUGAACUCCUUGAACAAUCGGUUCGUACCAUGGGAUGCCAUUGAGACAGAAGCUGUCCUGUCUCUGGACGACGAUGCGCGUCUCCGUCACGAUGAGCUGAUCUUUGCGUUCCGGGUCUGGAGGGAGAACCGAGACCGCGUAGUUGGGUUUCCGGGUCGAUUCCACGCCUACGACUCAGUUCACCGCCAAUGGAACUACAAUUCGAACCACAGUUGCGAGCUCUCAAUGGUUCUGACGGGAGCGGCUUUCUUCCACAAAUUUUACAUGUACGAAUACACCUAUCGUAUGGCUCCCGAGAUCCGUCAAACGGUCGAUGACCUCAUGAAUUGUGAGGACAUAGCUCUGAACUUCCUCGUGGCGCAUUUGACGCGGAAGACGCCUCUGAAAGUUACUUCCAAGUGGACCUUCCGCUGUCCCGGGUGUCCAGUGGCAUUGUCCGAGCACGACUCCCAUUUUCUAGAGCGUCAUGAUUGUAUAAACAAAUUCUCGCAACUCUAUGGAUACAACCCGCUGCUCUAUACGCAGCUCCGGGCCGAUUCGGUCCUGUUCAAAACGCGAGUUCCUCACGACAGACAGAAGUGUUUCAAAUUCAUUUAA